GUUAUACAGCGCGUCAAGUCGGCAUCCGUCACUGUCGACGGGGCGCUGAUCUCCUCCAUCGGCAAAGGCGUCCUGGUCCUGGGCGCCAUCGCCAAAGACGACACCGCAAAAGAUGUCGAGUCCAUGGCCGGGAAGGUCCUGAAGCUGAAGCUGUGGGAUGAUGACGAAGGCGGCCGCUGGAAGCGGAGCGUCAUGGAUAUCGGAGGAGAGGUGCUGUGUGUCUCUCAGUUCACCCUUCUCGCCUCCACCAAGAAAGGGAACAAGCCAGACUUUCGUCAGUCUGCGGCAGGUGUAAAAGCAAAAGAGCUCUAUCAGGCCUUCUUCAAGAAAGUGCAAGAGCUACACGAGCCAGACAAAGUCAAAGAUGGCAUAUUCGCCGCCAUGAUGGAUGUCACACUAUGUAACGAUGGGCCGGUCACCAUCCAGAUCGAUACGGAUCCUCCUAAGAUGGAAAGCCCGAGCGGCCUAGACAAGGUGGACUUGGACCCGGACUUGGUGGGCAAUCUCACUAAGAUCGUAAAGGAGUUCCAAAUACCAGCGGAGCUCCUCGAGUAG
Molecule: messenger RNA, 555 nt
Organism: Mytilinidion resinicola
Lineage: Eukaryota; Fungi; Ascomycota; Dothideomycetes; Mytilinidiales; Mytilinidiaceae
Product: D-tyrosyl-tRNA deacylase-like protein
Exons: 4
Biological process (GO): tRNA metabolic process
Cellular component (GO): cytoplasm
Molecular function (GO): D-tyrosyl-tRNA(Tyr) deacylase activity
Source: RefSeq, a predicted model, not a curated record